This is a messenger RNA of Gastrolobium bilobum, 2737 nucleotides long. RefSeq names its product elongator complex protein 2. Gene Ontology annotation, biological process: tRNA wobble uridine modification. NCBI's taxonomy places the organism in Eukaryota, Viridiplantae, Streptophyta, Magnoliopsida, Fabales, Fabaceae. Gene Ontology annotation, molecular function: protein binding. The record is from RefSeq and is a predicted model, not a curated record. Gene Ontology annotation, cellular component: elongator holoenzyme complex. The annotation marks the transcript as partial. The transcript is spliced from 10 exons.
AAUUCUCUUUCUUCUUUCGAAUCAUCGCCGCGACGUUCUUUCUCGCCUGAGAAUCCCAAACCAAAAGCUUUCGCCGCCUUCUCUCUAUCGGAACUUUUGCUGCAUGUGAUAAUGAACGGUGGUGGUGUUGAAGUGAAGAGAGUGUUUAUUGGAGCAGGAUGCAACAGAAUAGUGAACAAUGUUUCUUGGGGUGCUUCUGGUUUGGUCUCUUUUGGUGCUCACAACGCCGUUGCUAUUUUCUGCCCCAAGAGUGCUCAAAUUUUGACUACUCUUCCGGGUCACAAGGGAGUUGUGAAUUGCACCCACUGGAUCCCAAGUAGCAAGUUUUUAUUUAAAGCAAAACAGUUGGAGCAUCAUUAUUUGCUAUCUGGAGAUGCAGAUGGUGCUAUUAUUCUGUGGGAACUGUCCCUUAUUGAUGGGAAGUGGAGGCAAGUGUUACAACUACCACAAUCACACAAGAAAGGGGUUACAUGCAUUGAUGGAAUUUUGGUUUCUCAAACUGAAGCAAUAUUUGCAUGUACUUCUUCAGAUGGCACUGUAUGUACAUGGGAACUUGUAUUUCCACUGAAAGGCAGAGGUGACUGUAAAUUAUCAUGCCUGGAUUCUUUUUCUGUUGGUUCUAAAUCUAUGGUAGCCCUAUCAUUGGCGGAAUUGCCUGGAGGUAGUGGGCAAAUUGUCCUUGCAAUGGGAGGAUUGGAUAACAAGAUUCACCUUUAUUGUGGUGGAAGGACAGGAAAUCUUGUACAUGCAUGCGAGCUAAAAGGUCAUACAGAUUGGAUCCGGAGUUUGGACUUCUCAUUACCUGUAAGCAUCAAUGGGGAAGUAAACAAUAUUUUCCUGGUGAGUUCAUCCCAGGAUAAAGGCAUAAGAAUUUGGAAGAUGGCAUUACGCAGCUCUAUGUCCAAUGGACAUUGCAUACACAGGAAGGAAGAAAUAAGCUUAUCAUCCUAUAUAGAAGGUCCUGUACUUGUAGCUGGUUCGUCCUCUUUCCAGAUAUCGUUAGAAUCUCUUUUAAUUGGACAUGAGGAUUGGGUAUAUUCAGUGAUGUGGCAACCCCCUUUGGCUGGAUCCAUAGAAGGGGAUGCCUAUUAUCAACCUCAAAGCAUCUUAUCUGCAUCUAUGGACAAGACAAUGAUGAUCUGGCAACCUGAAAAGACUUCUGGUGUCUGGAUGAAUGUCGUCACUGUUGGGGAACUAAGCCAUUGUGCUCUGGGGUUUUAUGGUGGUCACUGGAGUCCAAAUGGAGAUUCAAUUUUAGCACAUGGAUAUGGUGGAUCUUUCCAUCUUUGGAAAAAUGUUGGUGAUGAUAACUGGCUGCCACAAAAGGUUCCCUCUGGUCAUUUUGCAUCGGUGACUGAUAUUGCCUGGGCUAGAUCUGGUGAUUACAUUAUGUCCGUCAGUCAUGACCAGACAACUAGAAUAUAUGCCCCAUGGAAAGUUGAGGCUUCUCUCCAAGAUGGCGAAUUUUGGUAUGAAAUAGCUCGCCCUCAGGUCCAUGGUCAUGAUAUAAAUUGCAUGGCAGUCAUUCAUGGUAAGGGGAAUCAUCGUUUUGUUAGUGGAGCUGAAGAGAAAGUUGCCAGAGUGUUUGAAGCCCCGUUGUCAUUUUUGAAAACAUUAAAUAAUGCCAAUUUGCAGAAGUCUUGUUCUUCUGAUGAUGUCUUGAGAGACGUUCAGAUUUUGGGUGCAAAUAUGUCAGCUCUUGGACUAUCGCAGAAACCUAUUUAUGCUCAAGCUGUACACGAGGCCCCUAAGAGAAGUGGGGUUGAUGAUGGUCUGGACACCUUUGAAACUAUUCCUGAUGCAGUUCCAACCGUAUUCACGGAACCUCCAAUUGAAGAUCAACUGGCUUGGCAUACACUCUGGCCUGAAUCACACAAACUCUAUGGUCAUGGAAAUGAACUAUUUUCUUUAUGCUGUGACCAUGAUGGUGAGCUUGUUGCUUCUUCAUGUAAGGCCCAAUCUGCAGCUGUGGCAGAGGUAUGGCUUUGGAAGGUGGGUUCAUGGAAAGCAGUUGGUCGCUUGCAAUCCCACAGCUUAACUGUAACACAGAUGGAAUUCUCACAUGAUGACAACUUUCUUUUGACUGUCUCAAGGGAUCGUCAGUUCUCCGUUUUUAGAAUUAGAAGAACAGGCACUGGUGAAAUUAGUUAUAGUCUUCUUGUGAGGCAGGAGGGACACAAGCGGAUUAUCUGGUCAUGUUCUUGGAAUCCACAUGGUCAUGAAUUUGCAACAGGUUCGCGGGAUAAGAUGGUCAAAAUCUGGGGUGUGGAGAGGGAAUCAUCAGUCAGGCAGCUUAUGACUUUACCGCAAUUUAUGAGUAGUGUAACAGCAUUAUCUUGGGUUGGUCUCCAUGAUCAGAGAAAUAAUGGACUUCUAGCUGUUGGAAUGGAAAAUGGCCAAAUAGAACUGUGGAAUCUGUCUUAUAACAGAGCAGAUGAUGGGAGCAUUGCAGCACCAGGUUUGGCUGCUGCUCUUGUUGUGCGUAUAGAUUCUUUUAUAUGCCAUGCCUCUACAGUAAACCGUCUGGCAUGGAAGAAAAAUGGGGAAGAUCACAGCAGUAUGCAACUUGCUUCGUGUGGAGCUGACAAUUGUGUAAGAGUGUUUAACGUAAAUGUUGAGUAAUUAGAUCAUUUUUCCCUUUCUCUUUUGGCAUAUCUAUAGAAUGAAUUUUUUUUAUCCUUAUAGCUAUGGCUAAGAAAAUUUGAUUAGUAAAGUCUUCUUAGUUAAUAAGGAGAGC